AUGGGAAACAAUCCAUCCUCCCAUCAUCCAUCAGCCAACUACAACAGCAGUCACUCAAGAACAAACCCAACCUCAUCAGCACCAGCCACUCCAACCGGAACGAACCAUCAAACACUCAACAACAACAACAACAACUCACCAUCAUCAUCAUCAACAGCAGCAGCAACAUCAGCAACAACUCAAGCAAUCCAACUACCACCACCUACCACGACCUUCGUCGAUGGUGGCUAUCUAUUCCCACUCUCUAACAUCUACCCUUCAUCACCACAGGAUUGGUUGCAUCCGAUCGUACAGCACCUCAUCCUCUCCCGUCGACUAGCACCAUUCUAUCGAGGCUUAGAGGACUGGGAGGAAGACUGGGAUCGUCAGAUGAUUGCACAUGCACUACAAUCUAUCACUCUCUCGAGGAUUAACUCAAUCAAACAGAUCCAGAAGAUCGAACGUCAAGAAUCUAUCGAACAACAGCAAACCACUGCUAAAUAUUCUUCUGGUUCGAUCAGCAGACGAUUCGCCAAGAACUUACUCCUCGAUCAUCCUUCUUCUUCUUCUUCUUCUUCUACAUCCUCCCCACAUCAAUCACUUAUCGGCUCUUCAACUCUAAAUCAAUCCGAAAGCAAUCAUAAUCAUAACGUCCGUCAUCAGAUCUUUGAAGCUAUCCUCAACUCACAGAUUCGGCCCAAUGAGAUCGAUCAAUACCUCUCUCAAACUGUCGAAUGUCCAAUCUGCUUCUUAUAUUACCCUCCAAACAUUAACUUGUCCAGGUGCUGCCAACAACCUAUUUGUACGGAAUGCUUUACUCAGAUCAAACGGACUGACCCAACGCCCCAGGAGAUCAAAAGUGAACCUGCUUGUUGUCCAUACUGCGUCGAGUCGAACUUUGGAGUGACCUAUGUGCCACCCGCGCUGGCCAAACGGACGGACUGGAGUUCACCAGAUCCCGUGAGUUCCACGGGCGACACAUUAGCGGUGCCCGUACCCACGAGUAAUCAAGGGACCAGUGGAACGACGACGGCGACGACCGGUUCUCAAUCGGCGCCCAGCCCGAGCGGGAUGAUGGGUGCCAACAUGCAGGAUGAGUCUGGGGAACCGACGGAGGGAGUAGUGGAGUCGACGAAGAUGAAACGACGACAGACGACUAGUCAUACCAGCACGGAGGUCGUCACCACCGACUCGAUCCAGCCCGACUGGCAGGCCAAACUCGAGGCCGUCAAGGCCGCCGUCCAACGUCGAGCUAAUCGGAGGAUCAUCUUCCGUCAGGAAGGCGACCGACUGAUCCCCGUCGGGAUCACCUCGUCUCGUGAUCCGAAUGGAUCGGCCUUCCUAGCCGCCUUCGAACAAGAUCACAAUUCAGGAACAUCGACAGUCAGUCGUCGUGGACUCAGCUCAUUGAUCGGAGGUAAUAGCAAUCAUAGCCCCAGUCCUAGUACUCAUUCUGGAAUCCAAGGUUCGGCAACUGGCACGGUCCGACGACAUCGGACUGAGAACUCGAAUUAUGGGGUCGAUCUAGAGGAGUUAAUGAUAAUGGAGGCGAUGCGAUUGAGUUUAGCGGAGGAGGAGGAACGGAAGAAGAAGGCGGCGAUAGAAGAGGAGAAGAUCAAGAAGAUGACGGAGACCAUGGACGAGUCUGGAGGGUCCGCUAAGCCAACGGCCAGUACCUCUGAUAGUCAAUCUAACAGUGGUAGCAUUAGUAGUAGUCCCUCGAAUCUUCUUCAUCCCAAGACUUCGUCUAGUACUCCAACACCGACUGGAAGAUCAGAUGGGAUCCAUUCUAAACCACCCACCCCCUCCUCUUUCGGCAACAACCAAGGAGGAACAAUCCCCACUGCAAGCCUCAUCGACCAUCCCAUCUCCAGCUCUCCCCACUCCUUCUCUCCUCUCGCAUCCGACUCGGCCAGAGAAAACCCUCCCCCUAUCCCUGCUCAUCCUUCCCUGAAACGUCCCACACCCUCUUCUUCCUCUUCUUCUGCGUCUAACCGGGCUUCUACUAACCCUUUCCUCUCGCUCAUUGAUCCUACACUCCCCUCUCUCGACCCCUGUCAAACCUCUAUCCUUAACCCCUUUUCUUCUUCUUCUUCUUCUUCUUCUAUUCCUAUCAACUCUGCUACUGCUACUUCUCUUCUUUCUAAUCCUAACCAUGAGCUUUCUCAUCUUCUCUCAUCUUCUCCUUCCGGCCCUCAACCAGUCUCGGAAUCUUCGCCUUCUUCUUCUCCUUUGGCUGGUCACCCGUCUUCGAACUCCACCAUCCCGUCUUCUGAUCCUGAUCCUUCUGCUUCUUCUUCUUUACCUCUUGAUCAUCAUACUUCUUAA
Messenger RNA from Puccinia graminis f. sp. tritici CRL 75-36-700-3, 2307 nucleotides. RefSeq lists its product as uncharacterized. The transcript has 3 exons. Bases 1 to 2307 code for a protein of 768 amino acids. The record is from RefSeq and is a predicted model, not a curated record. NCBI's taxonomy places the organism in Eukaryota, Fungi, Basidiomycota, Pucciniomycetes, Pucciniales, Pucciniaceae. Gene Ontology annotation, cellular component: cytoplasm.